AAAUAUUUUCUAAAACAAGUUUCUACAGUACACAAUAGGAAAAUAAUUCCAGUAUUAAGAUGUUUAAACAACACGCCAUAUUCACUCCAGAGUGCACUCAGAAAUUUUGCAACCGCAGGGCAACUACAGAAUAAAAUGAUACAAUGUUACAUUCAAUGGAGCCAUGAAGCUGCAGUAGCCUACUGCAGUUGUAGUUCACUGCUCCUAGCCGUCAAAGGACUACAUUUCAUUUGAAAUUCCCGGCCUCAUUCCUUUCCGGAGACUUGCUUCCUGCUGAAACGCAAUUCUCAAUCACAAACGGAAAAAAAUAUCGACAACUCAUGGUUCCGCUCUAGAAAAAGGACUAUUCACACAUAACUGCCAAAUGAGCAAGUAUUUUCUGGGCGGUCGCGAGAAGAUAGCAGUGCCUGAAACCCACAGGAACGUCAAGAGUAUCGCUGGGUGAUAGGCUACGUUUCGUAGCGCCGAAGCUGAAAACAAUGCCACAUUUCUUGUGGCCGGAGCCGCUGUCAGCCGCACAACUCAAGCGGCUAGAGGAGCACAAAUAUAGUGCCUCGGGUCGAUCCCUUUUCGAACCUCCUUGUCAGAUAUAUUGGAAUUGGCUGGUCCAACAAAUUCCAACCUGGGUAGCGCCUAAUACUCUGACUAUAAUUGGACUGGUAAUAAAUAUAGUCACAACUGUAGUGUUGGUGUUUUACUGUCCAACCGCAACAGAGGAGGCUCCAGCAUGGGCCUUCAUCCUGAGUGCGUUGGGCCUGUUCAUCUAUCAGUCGCUGGAUGCCAUCGAUGGGAAGCAGGCCCGGAGGACCAACAGCAGCUCUGCGCUGGGGGAGCUCUUUGACCACGGCUGUGAUGCUGUCUCCACAGUCUUUGUUGCCGUGGGAACAUGUAUAUCCUGUGGGAUAGGAAGCUACCCUGAUUGGAUGUUCUUCAGUGGCUUUGUGGGGAUGUUCAUGUUCUUCUGUGCACACUGGCAAACCUAUGUUUCCGGAACACUGCGCUUUGGCCUGGUUGAUGUGACGGAGGUCCAGAUUGCCAUCGUUGUCAUGUAUGUGAUGUCAGCUUUUGGUGGAGUGGCCCUUUGGGACUACAGGUUGCCCGUCCUUGGGGUGAAGCUGCAAACCUUCCCCAUCUUGGGCAUUAUUGGGGGAGCCGUGUUCUCCUGCUAUAACUACUUCCACGUCAUCCUCAACGGGGGCGUCGGCAAGAAUGGCUCCACUGUGGCUGACACCAGUGUGCUGACACCAGGUAUGCACAUCGGCCUCAUCCUUACACUGGCCUUCAUCAUCUUCAAGAAGUCCUCCAGCAAGCUUUUUGAGCUGCACCCCUGCCUUUACAUCCUGACUUUCGGCAUGGUCGUUGCCAAGAUCUCCAACAAGCUAGUUGUGGCCCACAUGACCAAGAGUGAGCUUUAUCUCCCGGACACAGCUUUCAUUGGGCCUGGCCUCCUGUUCCUCAACCAGUACUUCAACAGCUUCAUCGACGAGCACAUAGUCCUCUGGAUCGCCAUGGUCCUUUCGUUGAUUGACUUGACGCGCUACUGCACAGGCGUCUGCAUCCAGAUCGCCUCUCACCUGCGCAUUCACGUGUUCAGCAUCACAGCACAGGCUGCCCCCAAACGCGACUGACGUUUUGCCCGGCGGAAGGAGGCGGAGGACGCAGCCCCGCUCUUGAAAGCAGACUACGAUGAAGAGGUCCCCUCCACCCCAAACCUCAGCAGCCUUGACACAGUGACCACCUCUAAAGUUUGUCUGUAACACUAGAGUAAUGACAGGAAUGACAUAACCACCCCUGAUUAGAGCCAUUAUCAAGGUUAACACACACUGGUCUGUCUGUAUCUCACUGGAUGAGUGCAGUGCAGCCGUCCUGGAAAUAAGUUGGUUGGUUUCCCUUUGUCUCCAUAUAGGAAGUAAUCACUAUCUGAGAUAAUCUAAGACUCAGAUUUGAUAAUGUCAUUCAAUUCAGACUAAAUCAUACACUAUGGGUAGAAGCUACAAUACAUUUUUGGGCAAAGAUCGAAUAAUGUUUCUCAGUGAUCAGAUAAAGGAGUUGCUUUGUGUUUUUCCCGCUUGAAUUUGGUUUCUCUCAAUUAUUGUUUUGACUGACAAUUGAUACAUAUUCCUUUCAUGCUCAUUUCUAAUUGACCUAUAUUCAAUGCUGUAAAGUUAGAGGCUACAGUACUAGACUCCUCUGUCUCUGUACUUAACAGCCUCUUGUUAAAAACAAUGUGAUAACUCAACCCAAUAUAACAUGUUUGAUCAUUGCCCAAAAUUGAUAUUGUAGCUCUUGAAAUCGUUCAUUAGUCAUGUAUGUUUAUUUAUUUAAUGAAUGAGACCCAAUCUGACAUGAAAUUUACUCAAUCAGGGCUAGGAAAUUCAAAAUAAAUCAACCUUUCAACCUCGGAUAACUUCCAAAAUGAAGUUUGAAGUAGAAUGAGACAUUCCUAAUGAGGUAUGGUACGCUAAUUGUCAAGGACUGCAAGUGAAGAAGGGGCAAGGGUCUGGGUUAACGCUGAAAACAGUGACAUUUCUUCUACAAGGGCUUCCAUCUGACUGAGUCCCCCUCCAGUCUACAGUGUAUCCAGCAUCAUUUACUUUUUCCAACUCCCUCCGUAACCUCAACUCUACUCCAGGUGAAGUCCUUGUAGUCAUGUUGAUGAUGCGUUAACGCCAGAGUCCCGUCUGCUUUCAACGUUCUUCUCCCUAAAGGGCUAAUUCUUUGAUUGUACAGAAUUCUGUUUGGCGCCUUAAAUGUUUAUUUGAAUCCUUUUCUGUUAAAUUUUUUUAAUUUCCGUGAAUAUUUGAAGCAGUUUAGGAACAAGUACUAAAAUGUUUGUAUUUUCUGCAUCAAUUGCAGAAAGCGUAAUUAUGGAACCAGUAUUUAUGGUUGUAGUAUCGGACAAUAUACGGAACACUGAGAAAUAACGUUGUACUGGAACUUAUUUUACUGUUUACUAUAAUUCUGUACUGGAACCAUCUUUUUUUUCAUCACACAUUUAGAAUAUGUAUAGGGGAAUGACUUUGGUACAUUAAACUCAAUGAUUUGUGGUUAUUGUUGAACAGUAUGAUUCUAAACUGUUUCGGGGCAUAGCUGAAUGCAUUGUUGUUUGGUCAUUGCUCGACUUUAGGAUAGACAGACAAAGGGAUGCAACGGUGCUGGAAGAGGUGUGGAUGUAUUAUUUUGGGGAUGUUUUGCCCCUGUGGCCAUGUUUAAUGUAACUAUUGGAACAAAGAGAUAUAAGUAAAUCAAGAACCCCUACUCUAGGAAUAUGCCCACCAUACCAUAAAGACAAUGUCCCUAAAAAGGACAUUUUGACUUGCAGAUAUUGGUGGGUAGAAUUCCAAUGAGAGCCUUCAGAUUACGUGACUUUCAGUCUGGAAAUAACAGCCAACCUUAUGUUAGCCACCCGUUUUUGUUCAAUCAGGGUUUGAACUCCAGGUGAACUUUGAAACUAUGCAUUGAAAAGGCCACACGCUCAAUUUUAACAUGGUAUUGCACUUUUCAAUACAAGUAAAACAACUUUAUACUAACAAAGUUCAAAAUGAUUGUAAUAAAGAAAUAUUUUCCAUUCAAGAAA
Coregonus clupeaformis (lake whitefish) is the source of this 3577-nucleotide messenger RNA. RefSeq names its product cholinephosphotransferase 1. Gene Ontology annotation, cellular component: endoplasmic reticulum membrane; Golgi apparatus. The coding region runs from base 480 to 1628 and encodes 382 amino acids. Gene Ontology annotation, biological process: phospholipid biosynthetic process. Lineage: Eukaryota; Metazoa; Chordata; Actinopteri; Salmoniformes; Salmonidae. The record is from RefSeq and is a predicted model, not a curated record. The transcript has 8 exons. Gene Ontology annotation, molecular function: diacylglycerol cholinephosphotransferase activity.